AUGCUUUUCUUCAGCUUCUUCAAGACCCUUACGAACCAGACAGUCACCAUCGAGCUCAAAAACGACAUUCGCAUCCGCGGUAUCCUGAAGUCUGUCGACCAGUACCUUAACAUCAAGCUGGACGACAUCGAAGUGCUGGACCUCGACAAGUACCCGCAUCUGUCCUCCAUCAAGAACAUGUUUAUUCGUGGUAGUGUGGUGCGCUAUGUAAUGCUGCCGCGGUCGGAGGUUGACGUGGGAUUGUUGGAGGAUGCCACAAGGCGGGGUGAGUGA
Molecule: messenger RNA, 273 nt
Organism: Penicillium canariense
Lineage: Eukaryota; Fungi; Ascomycota; Eurotiomycetes; Eurotiales; Aspergillaceae
Product: Sm-like protein LSM2
Exons: 2
Coding region: 1-273 (90 amino acids)
Biological process (GO): mRNA splicing, via spliceosome
Cellular component (GO): catalytic step 2 spliceosome; precatalytic spliceosome; P-body
Molecular function (GO): RNA binding
Source: RefSeq, a predicted model, not a curated record